AUUAACAAAUGCAGUGAAUGUUCAUACACCACAUCCACCAGCAACGAGCUUCAACUGCACAUACGACGCGUGCACAACAAACACGCCUGCCUAAUUUGCUGGAGAUUGUUCGGACAGAAAGCCAACAGGGACCGCCAUCUUUGUUUGCACACCGGCCACAAACCUUACAAGUGUGACAUCUGUGGAGAAAAGUUUUCCAGGGGUGAUAAGUUGAAGAUACACAAGAAAAGAUUUCAU
Molecule: messenger RNA, 237 nt
Organism: Helobdella robusta
Lineage: Eukaryota; Metazoa; Annelida; Clitellata; Rhynchobdellida; Glossiphoniidae
Exons: 1
Biological process (GO): regulation of transcription by RNA polymerase II
Molecular function (GO): RNA polymerase II cis-regulatory region sequence-specific DNA binding; DNA-binding transcription factor activity
Source: RefSeq, a predicted model, not a curated record